Hydractinia symbiolongicarpus is the source of this 4622-nucleotide messenger RNA. Its product is annotated as ribonuclease 3-like. Bases 430 to 4080 code for a protein of 1216 amino acids. Gene Ontology annotation, molecular function: ribonuclease III activity; double-stranded RNA binding. NCBI's taxonomy places the organism in Eukaryota, Metazoa, Cnidaria, Hydrozoa, Anthoathecata, Hydractiniidae. Gene Ontology annotation, cellular component: nucleus. The record is from RefSeq and is a predicted model, not a curated record. Gene Ontology annotation, biological process: primary miRNA processing; rRNA processing; regulation of gene expression. The transcript is spliced from 39 exons.
CCUUCAGUCAAGCAAUGUUUGGCAACCAAAAGAUGAUAGCUAAAGGGUGCGAUUUGGCAGGAUUAUCUUUAGGAUCGUAGAAUUAUCUUAAUAUUGUAGAAACCAUUUUAAGAUCGUAGUGUAAACUAAAUAUAAAGUAUAACAUGUCUGCAAUGGGCUUCCGUAACAAACAUUAUGCGAGAGACCAGAAAAAUAUUACAAAAACUCAACGUUCAAGGUUGCUGUCUUGUAUAUGGAUUUUACCUCAAGGACCUCCCCAUUUGUUGUUAGUUACGUGCAGGGGAUGUUGUGACAUGGACCUUCACAGCAGGCUGGACAUCAGAUCAGGAGGUAGAUCAGAGGUCAUGUUUGUUUUAGAUUAAACUUGCGAGUCUAAAGACGCCUAAAGUCGUGAAACUAUGGAGGUUGCUUGAGGAGAUCUAGAGGCAAAUGGAACAUACAGAUCUGAAUCUUGAGAUAGAAAAUAAAAGGAGAAAAAUGGAACUGACUACAACAGCUAGACAAUCCAACACAACUCCUUCUUUUGCGGUUUCCCGAAAUCAGGCAAACAUUUUAUCUGUUGAUAAGAUAAAUCAACCAACCAAGACCACUCCACAACAAGAAUCCACCCUGCAACAACUAUCAUGUGUGCAGCAUUCAUCCGUCAACAACAAACCAAGCUACCCCUCUUCAUUUCAAUGUGAACAACCAAUGCAUGUCCAACCACAUCGUUACCAGAAUCAAUAUGCUAAUGUGCCUUGUAGCUCAGGAACUAGUGUUAGGAGUUUAACUCCUACUAUUCAUCAUUCCGUGAUACUGCAUCAAGCAUGUGGGCACAGUAGUCUGCCAUCUGACAUAUCAAGCAAUAGCGAUGAAAAGAAGCCUCAUGAAAACAAUCAAAUUAUUGGUUCGAAAAGAAAAUUAAAUAUGAAAAAUGAAAGGAAGAAAAAGAAAAACAGAUAUUGUGAGCCACCAAGACGUGGUUAUGUUUUGGAGAACAUUAAACGUAAACAGACAUAUAUUUCUGUUGGUCAAGAUGGUUUUUAUACAAAAGAAAGUGAAAAAAGAGAAGAUGAUAUAAAUGUGUCUGUAUGUGAGGGUCUUCUAAAACUCCACCAUGAAUUCAUUGUUCACCGCAUCUCAUUAGAUGAAAUAACACCAAGCUGUGAUAACACGUACAAAACUGUACAAGAAAAAGAAAUUCUUCACCCGUCAAUACACUAUAACCAACAUCCAGAGGAUUGUGAUUGUAAAGCUGAUCAAAAAACCUAUGGAAUACAUCACAAUGUUUUUCCUGGAAAAGCUGGAUUUUUUGGCUCGGAUAGUUUACAUUGCGAUCCUUACUCUAACAAUGCAGAUCGAUUAUACCAUUACCGAUUGGUCAUAGAUCCUGAAAUAAAUUUUACUACAAGAGACCCAACGACAAUUUAUUUUGAUGGCAAAGAUUUUUGUUUUGAAGGAUACUCUUUAUUUUCGCAUGUCUCAUUAGAACAGGUCCCUUCAUAUUUAUUUUUACGUAAUGGAGUUGAUUACACAAUCAAAUUUGCUAAAGAACCUUCGAUACCAGAGGGUUUCUGUCUAAAAGAUUUGGAUUUGAUCUGUGAUUAUUUGUUUGCAGACAUUUUCGAGUUAUCAGAUUGGUGCAAUAAAGAUUCAGAAGACGGUUGUAGACAGUUUCAUCUCAUGCCAAGAUUUGUUCAUCGACCAAGUGAUUCAACAAAAGAACACGAAGAUGAGAUGCAGUUGUUAUCAAUGGCUAGAGUCCUUGAAUAUUUAAUGAAAUCCUAUACUCCGUUUGAAACUGGAGUAACAAAAAAGUUUACCAGAGAAGAUUGGAAACAUUUUUCAAAAGAGAAUCGAGGAUGUUUAGUUUUGAAUCAAAGCAAGAAACCCAGAGCAAUUCGUGUUGAUGAAGUAUUAUAUCCUGAAAGGCGUAAAGGACAUCUUCGUAUCUUACACUCAGCAUCAAGUUUAAAAAGUACUUCAAAGAAAAUGAACAAGCAAUACAAUGACUUGACUGAACAACUACGAAAAGCAAAGAGGGCUGUUCAAAGCAGACCUGUACCACGCAAAGAAGAUCAAGAAUUAUUAUGGAAGGUGCAAGAAAAAGUGAACGUAGUCAAAGAACAGAGGUGUGAAAGCAAAUGGAAGGACAUCGAAAUAAAUUGUGAAGGUUAUUUCAACACUGGAUUAAGUUGGGACAUAUGCCAACACUCAUCCUACAUACCUGGCGUGUGGAAGUAUCUACGAUUUAUGUCGUGUUUACAUGUGUUAGAAGAUCGUAUAAGUUACACCUUCAAAGACAAAUCACACCUAAAGAACGCUUUGACGCAUCCAUCGUAUGUAGACCAAUCAACGUUGUCUGCACAACUCAUUACUAUGGUCAAGAAUCUUGGGAAGCGACAUCCUCAUGUUGAUAAAACGAAUCGACCUAAAGGUUUGGGCAUAAAGAAGAAAGGUGUCAUCAACAUGACCAAUGUUAUGGCGACGUUAUUUGAUGAAGAACAGCCAAAAAUUUGUUUUCAGAAUAAUGAAAGAUUGGAAUUCCUGGGUGAUGCUGUACUGGAUUAUUUGAGCAGCGUUCAUUUAUUUUUGAUGUUGUCUGAUAAAGGACCUGGUAAACUAAGUGCCUUUCGAUCUGGUUUGGUUAGAAAAGACAACCUUGUGAAAAUAGCGCAUAAAAUCAAUUUAAAAGAGUUCAUUUUAAUUGACCACAGACACAACACAACAGAAAAGCUAGAUACCUUCCUCGCAGACGCUGUAGAAGCUUUGAUAGGUGCGGCAUAUUUAGAUGGUGGAAUAAAUGUUGCUGAUCAGUUGAUAUUAUUUUUUUUCUUCUCUGAUGACGAAACGUUAGCAAAUGUAUGGAAGAACUUGAAGAAACACCCGCUGCAGGAAGAGUAUCCUGAAAGUGAUCGCCACUUAAUUAAUGAAUCACCGACAUUGCUCAAAUGUGUAGAGCUAGAAUCAAAAACUGGUGUUCAAUUCAACCACAUUCGAUUACUAGCGAGAGCGUUAACACAUUCAGCUGCUGGUCUUGAUGAUCCUUUGGUAACUGGCGGUAACUACGAAAGAUUGGAGUUUCUUGGUGAUGCUAUUAUAAAGUAUGUUUGCAGUGAUUAUCUCUACAAACGCUUUCCAAAUCACCAGGAAGGACAUUUAACACUCUUACGAACAUCACUCAUCAACGCGAAAUGUCUCUCAAAAGCGGCUAGCGAACUUCAUCUGGACAAUUAUAUUGUUUAUCAAUCACAAAGAGAAGCGAUGAGCGUGAAAGAGAAAGUAUUGUGCGAUGUGUUCGAAGCGUUCAUUGGAGCUGUUCACGUUGACCAAGGUAUAAAACGUUGUCACAAAAUCAUUGAAGUGUGCAUACUACAAAAACUCAAGGAAUUCAUUAUCAAUCAAGAAUGGCUUGAUCCGAAAACCCAACUUCAACAAUGUUGUUAUAGCGUGAGUGAUCCGAAAAAUUCGAAAAAUAAGAAAAACGACUUUGUUCCUGUGUACAAGCGAUUAAAAGAAACUUCAGAGGGUGGAAUUCAAUAUUUUAAAGUUGGUGUAUAUUGCAACAGUCGCCGGUUGGGUGUUGGAACCGGACGAAGUUGCAAAGAAGCAGAGAAGGAGGCUGCAAGAGACGCUUUGAGAAGUAAUCAUUUUGAGCAGCACGCGCGGCAAAAGAGAAUUGCGUAUAAACGGUUUGGUCCGAGAGGAUCCACUUCAACUGCGCAUGAAAGUAAACAGAGUGAACAGCGAUCUUUUGUGGAAUCGGAUAACAGUCACUCCAAACGCAGGCGAACUGAAACAUCGUAUGAGGGGUGUGAGUUACCACGAUUCAGCUCGUCAAAACACUGCGGACGUUCGCCACCACGUAGCUCAAUGACUGACCGCAAAAAUCUAACAACGAAAAGUGAUGCGAGAAGCGUAGUGACAACAGGAAACACGCAUUUUGAUAAUGCGGAAUUUUGUAUGGGGAAAGAGUUACAAGAAAGUGAUAACGACGCAAAAACGUUACAAUCGUCUGAUUCUUCUUCUGAUAUGGAUGAAGGUGAAUUGUAUGAAUCUGUGUUCGAUAUGGGUGAUAAAUCAGAUCUAUUUAGAGGAUGACAUCUAAAUUUUUGUGUUUUUAUUGAAGAUAUAUACAAAACGGUUGUGUGACUUUACAAGGAAGUGCGUUCUUAAUUUUCCUUUUAAAAGUGUUUAUGUUGUUUUCAGACUUUACAUAAAAAUGGCUCGAAGGUUAAAAGUUAAGCGAUUUGUGCAAAUUUACCUGCUUCAGACAACUGAAUUACAAUAAUUUUGUUUGACAAAAACAAAUUUCUAUGCGGUUCCCAUAGCCUGAUGAAAUGAAGAAGUGCGGAUAUAGGUAAGAUUUGCCCUAAUUAAUUCCGUCCUGAUCUAAAAUUUCUGAAGGUGCAUUAAUUAGUUUCACACUUCUUCAUUCUCGCAUUUUUAUGAGUAUAAGUUAUUUUCUAAGAGUUUUCCAGAAGUUUUACCAAAUAGUUACAUUGUGUUUUGGUCCACAUUGGAUCGUUAUUUUUUUUUCAGACGUUAAAAUUUGUAAAUUUGGAUAUAUUAUGAAUACGUUGACAGUAUUUUUUUAAGUAAUGUUCAAAAUAUAUAUUAAAGGACUAAAAGUGGUCAUUUUU